Molecule: messenger RNA, 1134 nt
Organism: Wyeomyia smithii (pitcher-plant mosquito)
Lineage: Eukaryota; Metazoa; Arthropoda; Insecta; Diptera; Culicidae
Product: general odorant-binding protein 45-like
Exons: 1
Coding region: 36-944 (302 amino acids)
Biological process (GO): sensory perception of smell
Molecular function (GO): odorant binding
Source: RefSeq, a predicted model, not a curated record
UGUUUGACUCUUCCCAUAGCUAAGCUGUUUGCGCGAUGAAGUCGUUCAUUGCAUUUCUGAUUGUUACCGUAGCGGCCGUGGCCUCCGGUCAAAUGUACCGACCGCUGCCACCGGAUGUGGAAGAAUCACAUUUCGCCUACCAGCUAAAGAGCUUCCGCGAUUCACUAGACGAGUGUGCCGAAUAUUUGGAGGUGUCAAAAGAUUCAGUCAAACAGCUGGUGGCUAGUAACUAUAUUACUCAGGAUAAUGAAUUGAAAUGUUUGAUUCGGUGCGCUGGUAUCAAUUCCGGUUGGUGGAAUGAAACAUCCGGCGUGCAAGGACCCGUCAUGGAAAGUUACUUCCAACCUGGUGCUGAUGACACCUGCUAUGAAAGGCGCACUCGGGAAUGUCUCGCGGCUAAGUUAGCCGUAUGUCAAAAUGACUGCUCCAAAGCUUACGAGUCAUUCCUCUGUUACUACCACCAGUGGGGAAACCUGAAAUGUGGAGAACAGUACGUACCACUGACACAGCUCGAACAGAUCCAGGCAGCUAUAGACUGUAUCAACAUUUUGCGAGUACCACGAAAUCUUCUCGAGCAAUACAGUAACGGAAUUGUCCCGGAUGUGCCAGAAACUCACCGUCUGUUCCGUUGUCAGUAUAUUGCCGAAGGACUGUACGAUCCCGCUGUAGGAUUCAACCUACCACGUGUGUACGUUCGCAAGCACGAAAUUCCUGCUCCGGAAAUUCUGAGCGAUAGAACCAAACAAUGUGUUGAUGCUGCCCUGAAGGGAAGCUGCGACGAAUGCAGCCGUGUGUUCAAGGCGAAGAGUUGUUUCUCCAACUACGGAGUUCCAAAUUCGACCGGUGCCAUCCUAAAGAACGCGGCCGACAUACUUCUAGGACAGCCGCCAUCCUGUCCGGCACCACCAGCCCCUUCGAAUCCACGAUAUAACUAUAAUCAGUAAGCUACGGGAUCGUUUCGAGGUGGAUUUGUUAGAGGAUCCUAGUUUAAAAGCAAUCUGUAAAUAUGUUCUCACUUUUUGGUGAAUAAUAAUCAUUUACUAAGCUUUCAAACUUCAUUGUUUUAAUUAACAUAUGUUUUGGAAACAUCUGAAAGAUAUUUAACAUAUAUUGAAACUAUUCAAAAUUUCAAAG